Messenger RNA from Suillus paluster, 1221 nucleotides. RefSeq lists its product as uncharacterized. Bases 1 to 1221 code for a protein of 406 amino acids. The transcript has 8 exons. Lineage: Eukaryota; Fungi; Basidiomycota; Agaricomycetes; Boletales; Suillaceae. The record is from RefSeq and is a predicted model, not a curated record.
AUGGCCAACUCUACCAACCAUUCCGAGCCAACAUCUGAUGGCGAGGUGGAUUCCACCGAACGCACACCGCUAGGUCCCUCUGGGGCCAUACCUACCACUGCCGACGCAAGGGCCAAGCGUCGCAUUGCUGCCUUAGAAGAUGAGCUUGAGCUGAUGCGGCAAGAGAGGAAUGAAGCAGAGACAACCUACUAUGUCACUCAAGGCAGGGCCAUUCGUCGCUUAGUAGUGCUUUACACAAGCUUGGAAGACUUGAUUGCUGAGAACGAUCACUGGUACGAGAAUCGAUCAGAGGCAAGCACGACAGCGCAAGAUCGCUUGCAACAUGGCUACAUUGCAUUCUCGCGGGCGCUGCCAUGGCUGCACACUAAGCUUGGGGACCUCGACCACGAAGAUUGUGAAAAUAUGUUGAAAAAGCUCAAGAAAGGAGCUGAUGCUGCUCGCGGCGAUGACACCUCCUGCCUCAAAGACCUCAUCGCCACCUGGAUCAAUCAAGAUUUUCGUCCGUUUCCUCUGAUCAAGCCUGACGACAAGCAUUCGCACGGCUUUGUGAGCGACGUCUGUGGUAAGUUACUCUGCCCUGCUGAGUGGGACUGGGAUCAAACCCGCGUCAAGGCUGGCAUUUGCGACAGAACAUCAGAAUACAUCGUGUCAGAAAAUUCUUGGCCACUCUUCUUGUAUGAAAACUACACAAGCAACCCUGCCAACCUUGAGGAAGGGCUCCUGAAGUCCAAGAUUCUUGUUCUGGCUUUCAAAGCCAUCUUCACGUCACCUUCCUCUGUGAGGGAAGCUGAUGGCGAUGGCAAUGGAGCCCCGAUAUCCUUGAGAGCAAUCGGUGUUCCAGGCAGAAAUCAGAUCAGGCCAAAGUUAAAACCUGCGUCACCUCGAUCAUCAACAUGCAAAAAGUCAUGUCUCGUGCGAUUGCUUACAUCGCGUGUCAACGGGCAGGUUUGUUUCACUCUAUCAUAUGUCUCGUCUUGGCGCACCAUGGAUGGCGACUUUGACUAUGAAGCAUUCUGGAACAAUAUCGUGGACUUUUUCGAGGAUGUCCCUGGCCCUGUCGCGACACGUAGGAUGGAGAAGCUUCUCGAAUGGUGGACUAGGAAGAUCUUUGGAACCAACCAUCAUGAGGACCUGACGCUGGAGGUGGUGUCCCAGAUGUCCGUCAAUACACUAGCAGAGCAGAGCAAGGCGCUAGAGGAUGCUGCGUUUGACUCGGACUAA